CGGAGGUCUGUAUAUAAAGAUCCGUCAUCUGCAGCUGAAGGCAUUCCUUCUGUACCCGUGAGGUCAUCGAUAUGAUUACUUCAUAUUUCAUUUGUUUGUCAUUUCUAUUGAUUGCCACCGAUGGCGUGCUCAGCAAGCCGCAGUACUUGUUCAGCUACGAGGCGGAGGGCUGGCUGAAGCUGCACAAGUUCCCGACCACCUGGGAACAAGCCUUCCUCAGAUGUCACUACGAGGGAGCGGUGUUGGCGUCUCCACUAGACGCGGGGCUAGUGAAUGCUCUUCGCUUAAAAAUGGUUCGAAACAGAGUUAACGGUCCGAUCUUCUUGGGAGCACACAACUUGCACUCUGGUGAUGACUUUGUUUCGAUACAAGGAGUGCCGUUGUCUGACAUGGAAAUAAACUGGGCUCCACAGACAUACCCAGAUGUAUCAGGGCUCUGCCUGACUAUGGCCGUCAAUGGAUCCUCACAUUACAUGAAUGUCACUUCAUGUAAGGACUCGCUUCCCUACAUAUGCUAUAGGAAGUUCGAGGAUAGAACCAUGAACGAAUGUGGCACCUUUGACGACGCAUAUCACCUCAAUAAGCGCACAGGCAGCUGCUACAAGGUCCACUUUGAUGAGAAAACUUGGUACCAUGCGUAUGAGGUAUGCGCUGCUGAGGGGGGCCACUUGGUCGUCAUCAACAACAAAGAAGAGGCUCUCGUCAUCAAAGACAUGUUCCCAGCUCGUCCCAGUGACAAGAGUGACAGAUGGGAGAAAUUUCACAUCGGCAUGCGAGCAUAUGGUGGAGACCACCGUACAUGGGUGACGCUUAACGGUGAUAGACUAGAAGAUGUGUUUAACGACUGGGAUCCCGGACAGCCAGAUAAUAGGGGAGGCAAUGACAAUUACGCAGCUAUUAUUCGACCUGGGACUCUGGACGACGGGCCCUCUGUGUCGAGGGCUAAGUUCGUCUGCGAGAAGUCACCCAAAGUAGAACUAUUUUCGCAACCGAUAGAAUACGUUGAAAGAACUCGGGUGUCGAAAAAUUAUUUUCUUAGUGGAGUGGAAAGUCAGAAGUAGGUAGUAGAUAACCGAGUUCCUGUCCCUCAUCAUCUUUUAGUUAUAUGUACAGCAAUGCACAGAUUGUGAGUCUGGCACAAACGAAAGCUAAACACCACACUAAAGUUCUGUCUCAUUAUGUAGCUUGAUGACAAUAAUAUGAUGUUUUACCUAUGAAUUUUAUUAUCUUACAACUUAAUAAAACGUUUGAAUUUGUAAAUGUGAGCAAUUUUACUUCACUUUUAGUGAGCGAACUCAAUGUUCGAGGGAUGUAAAUUACAUUUAAUAAUCCCGAAUGUAUCUUCUUGGAAAUUAUAUUAAAAUCGAUUCACACGAUCGAUCGAUCGAUAACGCAUCUAGUUUUUACGAAUUAGUUACCCAAUUAACCGAGAGAUGUCACUGUACUUUGGGUAGCUUCACACUGCUUAAAAAUACAUCAUCUGUGAAAAUUUCAACUCUCUAACUAUCACGGUUCAUGAGAUACAGCCUGGUGACGGACGAACGGAAGGACAGAGGAGCGAAAACAAUAGGGUGAUAGGGUCACGUUUACCCUUUGGCUACGGAACCCUUAAAAAACAGAUAGCGCAAAUAAAAAUAUUCUGAUACCUCAAAAACCAAUGCCUUUUUAUCGUCCCACUUCUGGGCACAGGCCUCCUCUCACACGGAGAAGGAUUGAGCAUUAAUCACUACACUCUUGCUCAAUGCGGGUUGGUGAUUUCAGACUAAAUAGUCCAGGUUACCUCGAGAUGUUGUCCUUCACCUUUUUAUCAGUCAUUGGUGUCUAAGAUAUACUUAGAAAGUAUACACGUAAGUACAUACAAACUUAGAACAGUUGCAUUGGUACUUGCCUGACCUGGAAUCGAACCCACACACUCAUUGAAUACAUGAGAGGUUGGUGCUUGGUGGAGAUGGAACAAAUACAAACCUGAUUCUUUUUUUGUAAGAAAUGUAUGAAAUACUUAAUCGAUAACUCAUUUCCUGAUCAUCACUUUGAAGUGUGAUACAAUCAUAUUGUUUACUUAUAUCGAUCACAAGACAGCACAUCUUUUGGCGACGAUCCAUACAUCAAUCAUUAUGAACAGAUUUGGCCAACAGGUUCUCCGAUAUUGCCGAUUAAUUAGGAAUUAAUCAGACACCAUUUUGUACUUACUUAAGCACUAAAUACGUUAUUAGUGAAGGUAUGAAAGUAAUUAUUUCGUUUGCCUUUUCCUGUUUUUAAUUUGGCAGUUGGGUAUUAUUUUUAUUGUUUUGUCUGUAAACUAAAGCGCUAGUGAUUGGUGGAUUUUGAGAAAUAUUGAUUUAACUUAGAUACUAACUUAAUUGAAGUACUAAGUAAGCAGGUACUUCUUUUGUACUGUAGAGUCAUAUUUAAACCAUCUUUUGUAUCAGAAAUACGGUACACCCGUAGUAAGAAGAUGAACUCUUUAAACAUAUUAGAUAUCUCUUUCAGAGACAUUUUUAUUUAUUUCAUACAUUCCAUUUCAUUCAGUCAUCAAAAUACAAUUCUAUAUUAAAAUCCAACAUAAAUUCAACGGUAUUUAAUUAAAAAUUGCUUAUAAUACGAAUAAAAUGAAUGAAUAAUUUUCAGGGCCUGCAAAUAUAAAAUGAAAGCCGCAAAAUCACUACAAAGUAAAUGAAAUUAUUCUGCAAACAGAAAUUAACGGUUUGAAUAAAUUAAAUUCAUUAACUUUAAUGACAGAUUCGUAUUUUAUUAGAGACAAAUGACGGCUAUAUUCGUAUUUUCUUAAUCAAUCUGAGAAUACCGGUUUUGUGCUUGCAAAUUAAUCCUACUAUCCAAUAUUAGAAAUGAGAAAGUUUGUUCAUCUCUGGGUGAAAGGUGGGACGACGAAAAAGGGCUGAUGAUGAUGAAAGUUUGUGGGUUAAGGCCUUUUCAUGUUUGGUCCACAAUCACGCUUUAUCGGCUAAAUGAAGUUGUCAAAUAUAGGGGUCAAACUUAAAACACACGAUACUUUUUAGGGUUCCGUACCCAAAGGGUAAACGGGACCCUAUUGUAUUGCUCCUCUGUCCGUCCGUCCGUCAGGCUGUAUCUCAUGAACCGUGAUAGUUAGAGAGUUGAAAUUUUCACAGAUUAUGUAUUUCUGUUGCCGCUAUAACAACAAAUACUGAAAACUAGAAUAAUAUAAAUAUUUUGGGGGACUCCCAUACAACAAACGUGAUUUUUCGUCCGUUUUAAAAAUAAUGGUACGGAACCCCUCGUGCGCGAGUCCGACUCGCACUUGGCGGAUUUUUAUCCAAGUUCGCGAACCCGUGUUCGCGAAGUAAUUCCCUCGAGACGCGGGUGAAACCGCGGGCGGACUCUAGUCAAUUAAUAAAGUGUAAUAGGUAUAACCUUCCAAUUUGACGGGCUAUUUAUAAUACCUACCUAAUUGUUCAUAUAAAUUGUAAUUGUAUAUUUGAUAGAAUUGUUCUGUAUGAUUCAGUUUUCGCGGCUAUAAAUCUUGGGUCUUAAUUUAGACAGUAAUGCCCGUUUUCACCAACAACCUCUUACCGUUUCCCUAUCUAAAUGCUACUUUUAGUAAGGAUCCCUCCCAAUUUGACACCUACCUAAAUUCAUUUUCACCACACUUGUACAUGGAUCCCUUAAAAGAAAAAGACAAGCUAGUGAAAUUGCUGACGUCUCAUAGAGACACAAUAUUAAACAAAAAACGGAUGGGACCACGAACGAAGCCAAAAACAAAGCUUGGAUCCAGUCACAAAUAGUUUUAAUGCGACAGGAACCCUUUACAGUUUCAGGUGGUGCGAGAAAUUGGAAAGACGUGUAAAAACAUGCUGCGCCCAGCCCACCUCAAAUUGAAUUGGUGCAGGAGGAUGAUGAUAAUGUUUGGUACAUCAUAUGAGGACUAAUAUUAAAAUAUUUGUUUAC
Helicoverpa armigera (cotton bollworm) is the source of this 3924-nucleotide messenger RNA. Its product is annotated as secretory phospholipase A2 receptor. The transcript is spliced from 8 exons. The coding region runs from base 72 to 1061 and encodes 329 amino acids. NCBI's taxonomy places the organism in Eukaryota, Metazoa, Arthropoda, Insecta, Lepidoptera, Noctuidae. The record is from RefSeq and is a predicted model, not a curated record.